CUAUAUUUAAAACAAUGAGAAGAGAACGAAAGAAGGACACUUCGAAGGUUUUCAUUGAACUGAAUAAUUUCUUGAAUAUAAAAGCAAUUUUUUGUAACUCUUUUCCAAGAAUAGUAUGUUUGAUUAGACACAAGUGAAGCACUUCAAGAUGAUAUUCAGGUUGACUGUCUGUACUUUUCUCUGUCUUUAUCAAGCAAUCAAUGCCCAACAACAGAUUUCAGGCUUCAGCGAUCAAUACAGAAGUGAAAGUAAUUUAGGAGAUUAUGCCUUUGGUUACAACGAAGACCACUCAUCUGGCGGAUCUUUUAGAAGAGAAACUGGAGACAGGCAUGGGAAUAAAGUUGGAUCCUAUGGUCUUCGCAUAGGCGAUGGCCGAAUGAGGGUGGUCAACUACAUUGCCGACAGCGACGGCUACCGAGUCAAUGUCAUCAGCAACGAACCCGGUCUUUCUCAGCAAGAACCCAACAGAUUUAUGGAAAUUGCCAAAAAAAAUUUCCACAGUAUUUUCGUCCCGGGAUUCAUGUACUCGGCUCAAGCUCCUCACGUCACUUUCGUUCCGGAGAGUAACCAUUUUAAUGAAAAUGUUCUAAGCAAAGAUGGAUUUGAACGUGAAAGUGAAGCUUUCAUGAACCAAAACUCAGUAGAUGGUAGCGAACAGUUGGAAAAUCAACAUUUGGAUGAUGGUAGAAAUUUUGAACAGCAUGAAAAUUUUGUAAGUGAUGUUACUGAUAAAACUUUGCAAGUCGAGCCUCCAUUUCUGCCACUUGAUGACCACACAGUCAUGGAAGCAGGAAAAGAGUCAGUUAACUCAAGAAAAUAACUCACUCAUGCACAUAAUCUGCAUUACCUGUCUCGAAAUUGAAAAUAAAUUUUAAUAAAUUAUUUAUCUAACUUGA
Molecule: messenger RNA, 896 nt
Organism: Parasteatoda tepidariorum (common house spider)
Lineage: Eukaryota; Metazoa; Arthropoda; Arachnida; Araneae; Theridiidae
Cellular component (GO): chitin-based extracellular matrix
Molecular function (GO): structural constituent of chitin-based larval cuticle
Source: RefSeq, a predicted model, not a curated record